This is a messenger RNA of Drosophila suzukii, 1619 nucleotides long. RefSeq lists its product as uncharacterized. Lineage: Eukaryota; Metazoa; Arthropoda; Insecta; Diptera; Drosophilidae. The record is from RefSeq and is a predicted model, not a curated record.
UAGGGAUUUACAGCUGAUCCGAUUUCUACAAAACGUGGUUGUGAAAAGUCUCUUACUUCUUAUCGUUUUUUUAGCAGAUUGCGAGUUGUUGAUUACAAAAAUAGCACUUAAGCGUCAUCAACGCCGAUUGAACUAAGGAUGUCCCUUUACCCGAAACGGCUCAGAGCCAGCCUACUAAUGACGGGGCUCCUAGUGUUGGCUCUCACCUUGGAGGAUGUUCAUGCCAAGUGGCGGUUUAAGUUUAACAUUUUUGGGGGCGGAAAGACCUCUUCGGUCCCUCGCUUAUCAACUUCCCAUUUGACGCCGGUUGCACUGCCGCCUUCGAUACCAUCUUUCCACUUGGAUACUGUAGGGCUGAGCUACCGAGGUAGACCUCAUUCGCAACCGUCAGUCCCUGACUUGCCGAUUGGAUGGAAGCCCCAAGUUCCUUUGGGCGGUACUUACACCAACAUAUACGAUCGUAUGCCGGCCUAUAAUCCGUUCUUCAAAUCUGGAGCAACACAAAGCCUUUCUGGAGAAGGGGGCAGUUUCAGUUCAAGUCGUUUCGACUACGGACUCGGAUCGCAUUCGCAGCCUUCAGUCCCGGCCUGGCCUAUUGACUGGAAGAUCCCUAGAAACCACCUAGCAACUCUGCCGGCGCAUAUCUCCUCGAUAUCUUCUUUUGGCGAAACUCGAAACAACAUUUACGACCGUCCGCCGGCCUACAAUCCGUUCUUCAAAUCUGGAGCCACGCAAAGCCUUUCUGGAGAAGGGGACAGUUUCGGCUCAAGAAGUUUCGUAAUCAGAUCCCAUGCCCAGCCUUUAGACCCCAUAAACGAGCGCCUGCUGAAAUCUGUAGCCACACAAGCGCAAAGAAAUACGAACCUGCAAAGGAAAUCCCAUCCUGGAGAAGGCGGCACUUCCAGUUCAAGUGAUUUCGACUUCGAUGAAAUUUUUACCGGCAUUGAAAACACGGUCCGUGAUAUCUCCACAGAUAAGAACGAAACUGUUCACUAUCCAGAGGCGACGCAGAGAUCUGGCUUGGGAUUGGGCACUGGUCUCUUUCCAGGAGCAUUGGGUCACUCACUUACUCCCACCCAUAACCGAGAAGUAGAGCUUGCCGAAGGUAAGGGCGGAGAAGACAAGAAUAUCAGCAUACCCACCACCAGUGCCUUGGGAUUGGACGAAACGGAGUCAACUACCGAAGAAACCCAAGAAGCAUCUACUUUUUGGCUGCCAGUUGCUAGUUCAGCCCCUGCUCGUAUAACCCGUGACAUUUUUAGGAAAUCUCUACCGCACCGAAAUGAUCCCUCCAGGAUGGCAGAACAGAUCUUUGGAAAUGUAAGCAUCAUCUCAGUGAUCAUUACUCUACUCCACUUUUGAGAAGAGAUCUCCCCAUCAGGCAGACAGGUGUAAAAUAAAACGGAAAAUAGGAAAAAAUAUUCUUUAAUUAAGGACAGAUAACAGGACAAAGGGACAGAUUUCUGGAAAAUUAAAAAUUAAAAUAAAGUUUUUCUGGAUAUAUCUUACGAAAAAAAAAGAUACCACAUAACCCUUAUAUGUGAAGCAGAAAUCAUUUUGGGUAUUCCCCAAUCGGUUAAAAUACUGAAAUAAUAAUAAUAAAAUAUAACAUGUUCUUA